AACAUUCAACUACCCUAUCAUUGAUGUGUGUACUCAACAUAGUACAAUUUCAGCUUCCAUUCGCUGAUAGUUAUGGGUUUUCCACAAACGCUCAUAUGUAUGCGAUGGAUAUAUCUCUUCUAUCACUUAUAUCACCAUGUCAGGUAUAUAUCUAGAGGCCAUGAGCCGAUUUACUCUUUCUCUUUCUGUUUCCCUUUCCCUCAAACCAACUCUGUCCCUUAAAUCAACCCUACACCACAAUGUUUCGACAUACGCCUUUAUGCCAGAGAUGUCAAUUUCAUAAAUGCAAUGAUUCAAUCUGGGAGGCAGUGAUGAAUACACCUGGAGCAACGCGCCCCACGACUGAAUUUUGGCCAAGCUACGGAGUAAUCCCCAUCGACUACUGGCUUCAAGACACAUUGCCUGAUUUACCAGAGCUCUCCGAGUCUGCUCGGGGUGGUUGCCACUUUUGCUCUGUGCUAAGGGAAGCCAUCCAGAAUCAUGGACGAAAUUCUUAUCAAAAGGUUCACAUAUCUUUUUUCUAUUUAUGGGAUGUCUCCGAUUUAGUUGGGAGAUCGGGUGAUAUUACUCAGCUCAAGCUGGUAGCACAGAUGGUAUGGACUAGGAACGAUGAGAUAGAUAUGACAUAUCUACACUUCCUCGAGAAUGGACCCCUGAGAGGAACCGGUACCCGAUGGGUUGGGCUAGAACUCCCUAAGAGUGAUCGUACCCUAUGUGCCGAGAACAUUGAGAUGAUUAUGAGAAACAUCAAAACUAGCAGUUAUAAAAGAUCGUCCAUGAAUGGUGAUAUAUAUCCGACUCGUCUAAUCGCCGUUGGGAACGAAGCGUGUGAUCCAUGUCGACUUGUUGAGACCAAAUAUGACCCCACAUUCUCGCAGCCGACCGAGAUAUCCUAUACGGCCUUGAGCUACUGUUGGGGUCCCCCGGAAGACGCCUCCAUACAGUUCAAAACAGACCGAUGUUCCUUGAACAGUCGACUGAACGGCUUCCAGGUCGACCAAGUCUCCCCAAUCCUUCGCGACGCCAUUGAAGUCACCCGAGCCCUGAAGAUACCAUAUAUCUGGAUCGAUGCAAUUUGCAUAGUCCAGGAUGAUCUGAAGGACUGGGAUAGGGAGUCUUCACGGAUGGCACUCGUGUACCAGAACGCUACGCUAACCAUUUGUACACCUGCUUCUACGACUUGCCAGCAAGGAUUCCAACAAAGAGCUUUGAACACGACCAGGGUAGAACCCGAACCCCCAGCCGAUCUAUUCGUGUCAAGAUGGAUUGAGCUGCUCUGGGAUAUCGAGUAUAGCACUUGGGCUUCGCGAUCAUGGGCACUCCAGGAAUUCAAAUUAUCGCAACGAGUUCUCAUGAUUGGUAGUACUAGAAUGCACGUAUUGACCACGUAUGCGGAACCAGAAGUUUCUGAACCGACUCAGUCCGAAGGUUCUUGCACAAAAGUCGCAAACAGCGGAAGAAUGCUACCUAGCCGGCUAAACUUACAAGACUAUCACGAAUGGAUCCUUCUGAUUGAGAAAUACUCGCGACGGAAGCUCACAAACGACACCGAUAAACUUCCGGCCGUUUCAGGGUUGGUAAAUCGACUACUUGGUGACUGCUCGCAGGGAUACCUCGCAGGCCAUCUGGUUCCACACUUUGACUUAUAUUGGUCCGCCGAGCUUAAGAAGAAAUAUCAGGUGCGCAAGGAAACAUUGAUCGAGGACUUGCAAUCUCCAAAGCGGUACCUCGCACCAUCGUGGAGUUGGGCCAGCCGAAGCCACGAUAUUGACUUUGGCCAUGCUGGGCUUGCUCCCUUGCCAGGUCAGACGAGCUAUGCGUCGGUCAUCAACGAAGAAUGUAUCAUAACUCGCACCUCAGUCUCGUUAGCUGGCGCGAACCCCUUGGGCAGGGUGAAAAGCGGGAUAUUGACUAUCCACGGAGUAGUCAUACCGGUCCCAUCAACCACGCACCCGCACGAGGGAUAUGCCGUUAUGUAUGAAGGGAACAAUAGUCGUACCCGUAUAGCGAAUAUUCAUCUGGAUUGGAACGUGUCGGAAGACGGUGAGUCCUUACAAGGGCUUUCGCUACUGCUGCUUGGAAGUUACAAUAAGACCGAUUGGAGUAAAAAACCACCACGUGCAUUACCACUACCUACGGGUGACGAGGGGAAAGGAUGUACGACGUGGACUAAUACACACACCAAUUGUGACAAAAGCAGUCACUCUCUAGAAAGACGAUCCAAAUCCAGCCCGCUAAGAAAGUGGGCAGAGAAGAAGAAAAUGGAGCGUGAACGACAUCACCAUGAUACAACCAACAAUGCAGCAGACGAAAAGGAAGAUGAAGUUACGAGAACGGUACUAUCACUAGACUUUUCCGAGUACUCCACCAACUCGGACCGGUGCUGCAACAUGAACUCGUCGUCGAGAAUCGGAGAUAAGAACAGGUCGGCCUAUGGGCUCGUCAUCCACCCUGCGUCAUCGCAGCCAGGAAAGUAUCUUCGAGUCGGGACGUUCUAUGCGUUUGCGGAGGAAGGUGGUGGAUUGAAAUACUUUUGGGAUCGCCCGGUGCGGACUGUGGAGAUUAUUUAGGCAGGUACCUAAAUAGGGAGAGAGGAUAGGAAGAUUCACACGACUAUUACUGGGCAAGGCUGGUAUACUUGCACUUGUGGGGGAUGCUAACUGUACGAGGUAUCGAAUUGUUGAGGCUGAGAUAGAGAUCCUGCUGGAUAAGGACUUUUAUAUUUAUAGUGUCGCUACUACUAGAUAUAUACAGCGAUGGUUGCUAUGUAGUUGUAGAGGAUUUUCGCUCAGGAUAUGUGCCCAUCUAUAUACCUAGUAACUAUACCAAUCUCUAUUUUAACAAUCUUACCAAA
Messenger RNA from Hypoxylon fragiforme, 2854 nucleotides. RefSeq names its product HET-domain-containing protein. The coding region runs from base 240 to 2570 and encodes 776 amino acids. The record is from RefSeq and is a predicted model, not a curated record. The transcript has 3 exons. NCBI's taxonomy places the organism in Eukaryota, Fungi, Ascomycota, Sordariomycetes, Xylariales, Hypoxylaceae.